CGACACACUUCCCACUCAUCUCGUCCUCAUCCUCCGCUCCCCACCCACCCCCACCCCCACCCCCACCCCACAGAUCUCGCCGCGGCCACCGCUUCCUCUAUGGCCGCGCCAGCCCGCCGCCUUCUCCUGCUCGUCGUCACCGUAGCUGGAGCCCUGGCGCUCCCCGUGGCGGCCCAGAUCAAGGAGGAGUCCUUCAAGGAGGACCCGCGCUCGUCCAUCAUGUUCGAAAAAUUCGGCUUCUCCGAGUCCGGCGCGGUGCGGAUCAUCGUCUCGGGCGCCUCCGUCUCCUCCCCCGUCGCGCGGGCGGACCCCAGGCAGCUCGGGUUCUUCCUCCUCUCCGACGAGUCCCUCCUCCACGCCAUCGACGAGGCGCAGGAGGGGCCCACGCGGGAGAAGCGCGCCGCGGCGACCAAUGGCGGCGGGGAGGACCCCGACGGCGGCUCCACCGGGUGCGUGCUCAACAGCCCCUACGUCAAGAAGCUCUUCACCUUCAAGAACAUGAAGGGCGGCCACUACAACAUGUCCUUCCCGGUCACCCGCCCCGACGAGUACACCCUCUUCUUCGCCAACUGCGCCCCGGAGGCGCUCGUCUCCAUGGCCGUCCGCACCGAGAUGUACAACGUCAACGCCGACGGCUCCAAGGACUACCUCCCCGUCGGCCAGGCGCCCCUGCCCGCCAUCUACGGUUUCUUCGCCUUCUGCUACGCCGCGUUCCUGGCCGCCUGGGGGUACCUCACCCUCUCCCGCGCCCGCGUCUCCGCGCACCAGAUCCACCACCUCAUGUCCGGCCUCCUCGUCGCGCGCCUGCUCUACUGCCUCUCCGCGGCCGAGGACCAGCACUACAUCCGCGUCACGGGGACGCCGCACGGCUGGGAUGUGGCCUUCUACCUCUUCCAGCUCGUGAAAGGUGUCAUCCUCUUCGCGGUGAUCGCGCUGGUCGGCACGGGGUGGUCAUUCUUGAAGCCGGUGCUGCAGGACCGGGAGAAGAAGGUGCUCAUGGCCGUGAUCCCGCUCCAGGUCACCGCGAACAUCGCCGCCGCGGUCAUUGGGGAGACCGGGCCCUUCAUGCAGGGGUGGGUGACAUGGAACCAGAUCUUGCUCUUCGUGGAUGUCGUGUGCUGCUGCGCGGUGCUCUUCCCGGUCGUGUGGUCUAUCCGGUCGCUCAGGGAGACGUCCAAGACCGACGGCAAGGCGGCACGGAACCUCUCCAAGCUCACCCUGUUCAGGCAGUUCUACGUCGUGGUGAUCGGGUACCUGUACUUCACUAGGAUCGUCGUGUAUGCGCUCAAGGCAGUUGCCAGCUACAAGUACCGGUGGGUGAGCAUCUUGGCAGAAGAGAUGGCCACCCUGGCGUUCUAUCUGUUCAUGUUCUACACGUUCAGGCCGGCCGAGAAGAGCCACUACUUUUCUCUCGAUGACGAUGAAGAAGAGGCCGCAGAGAUGGUGCUCCGAGAAGAGGAAUUCGAGCUAUGAAAGAGAUGCAGCGACUCACAAGAGUCUCCAUGCCACGUCACUCCCUGUGAUCUUGAUCAUACCUCAAAUGCCCGGACACAGCUCAUAGUGUUGUAUGUACCGAAGGGAUGUGAGAUCAUUUUGUCCGUCUUCUAGAAUUCAGAUUUUAGUAUUUUACUGAUGAAACACAGAUUACUUAACUUAUACCAUGUUCAAGAAGUUUUCUUGCUUGCAAUGCAAUCAGAGCAGCAACUCCUGCUUUGGCUU
This is a messenger RNA of Zea mays, 1719 nucleotides long. RefSeq names its product putative lung seven transmembrane receptor family protein. Gene Ontology annotation, cellular component: membrane; Golgi apparatus. The record is from RefSeq and is marked provisional. NCBI's taxonomy places the organism in Eukaryota, Viridiplantae, Streptophyta, Magnoliopsida, Poales, Poaceae. Bases 100 to 1473 code for a protein of 457 amino acids. Gene Ontology annotation, biological process: transport. The transcript has a single exon.